Messenger RNA from Saprolegnia parasitica CBS 223.65, 1644 nucleotides. Its product is annotated as TKL protein kinase. Gene Ontology annotation, biological process: protein phosphorylation. Lineage: Eukaryota; Oomycota; Saprolegniomycetes; Saprolegniales; Saprolegniaceae. Gene Ontology annotation, molecular function: protein kinase activity; ATP binding. The record is from RefSeq and is a predicted model, not a curated record. The coding region runs from base 1 to 1605 and encodes 534 amino acids. The transcript is spliced from 10 exons.
AUGGCGGUCGAGUACGUCUUCUCGGCCGAGCACUGCGCCGACUCGACGUGCAUCGUGCUCGAUGUCUACCUCGUCGUGGCGCUACUCUUGCUCCUUCUCGUGGUGCCAACGGCGCGCUGCGUCCUGCUGCGCACGCGGCAGCGCCGCCUCAUGCGCAAGAUCCAAGCAAAAAACAUGGUGUCGAUCUCCGAGACGAUGAUCCGCAAGGACAUUGACAGCGCGCAGAUCCAGAGCAAGAAGAACCUCGAGAAGCAUGGCAUCGCCUUCCUCGCCGCGCGCAAUGGGCUCUCGUCCUUUCUCGGGAAGCACUCGCGGGUCCAGCACCUCCAGAAGAUUGUCACCAACAAGCUCAAGACGCACCACGACACUUCCGACCUCUUCCUCAAGCCGACGUACGAAGAGAACGCGAUCUUGGCCGUCGCGCCCAACUCGAUCCGCGUCCAGCAAGAGCAAGAUAAGGUCCACAAGCUGCUCACGAUGCGCCGGGCGAGUCUCACCUCCAACGUGAGCUUCAAGGUCGCCGACAACGUCUUCGCGUCUGUGUACGAGGUCAAGCUCGCCGAAGUGCGUCUUGUCAAGCGCGUGGCCACGGGGCCGCUCAGCGAAGUCUACGCGGGCGUGUGGCGCAACACGCGGGUCGGCGUCAAGCUCCUCAUGCCCCGCGAGACGUACCAGGAAGGCCUCGAGGAAGCAAUCAAGAACUUCCGCCGCGAGAUCUGGGUCAUGAGUCGCAUGAACCACCCGAACGUACUGCACUUGAUUGGCGCGAGUCUCACGUCGAGCUGCUAUGUGCUCAUCAUGGAGUACAUGGCCAACGGCUCGCUGUACGAGUACUUAAGGGACCCCAACAACAUUAUCCCGAUGCCAUUGGUGCUCAAUUGCACCUUGGACAUCAUCCACGGCAUGUCCCACGUGCACGAACAAGGCGUGCUCCAACGCGAUCUCAAGACCAAGAACCUCCUCGUGUCCGACCACUUGGUCGUCAAGGUCGCCGACUUUGGCCUCUCGCGCUACAAAGACAAGAUGUACGGCGAGUAUACGUUUGUGGGCACGCCCUUCUGGGCGGCCCCCGAAGUCAUUCGUCACGACAACUAUACCGAGAAGGCCGACAUCUAUAGCUUUGGCGUCGUGCUCUGGGAAAUGAUUGAGCGCAAGGAUCCGUACCAAGGCAUGAACCCGCUUCAAGUGCCGUUGCUCGUCUGCCAAGAAGGGUUACGCCCGGCCGACCUCACGAAUCCCGUGCCCGAGCUCUACAAGGAGCUUAUGACAGCGUGCUGGGACGCCGACAUGGACAAGCGCCCCGACUUUACCGAGAUCCUUCGGUCCAUGGAGCGCAUUGCCGAGCUCUACCAGCGCAACCCAGGCCCCGAGGCCCCGGAUGAAAUUAAACCCACCGAGCGCGAGGAGCGCUUGAGCGACCUCGAGGCGCACGUGAUCCAGCGCCGUCGACGGGCGAGCGUCGUGGGCCGGCACGACUUUGAGUGUUCCCACGAAGCCAUGGACCGCAAGAUCCCCAUCAAGCAAAGCCAGUCGCGAAGGAGUCCCAAUUUUUUCCGACGGAGCCAGCAAAUGGACCCAAUGCGGCUCUCGGCCUGCAACAGAUGAUGAUAAAGGAUGUAGCAUCGAUGCGUGUUGAGGAGGCGG